Sphaeramia orbicularis (orbiculate cardinalfish) is the source of this 4494-nucleotide messenger RNA. RefSeq names its product neurotrophic tyrosine kinase, receptor, type 3b (gene ntrk3b). Gene Ontology annotation, molecular function: transmembrane receptor protein tyrosine kinase activity; neurotrophin binding; ATP binding. The coding region runs from base 373 to 2820 and encodes 815 amino acids. The record is from RefSeq and is a predicted model, not a curated record. Gene Ontology annotation, biological process: cell surface receptor protein tyrosine kinase signaling pathway; positive regulation of neuron projection development; cellular response to nerve growth factor stimulus. NCBI's taxonomy places the organism in Eukaryota, Metazoa, Chordata, Actinopteri, Kurtiformes, Apogonidae. Gene Ontology annotation, cellular component: axon; plasma membrane; signaling receptor complex. The transcript has 17 exons.
GUCCUGCUUGGAGAGAGACGACGACAUCAGCAGCAGCAGCGCAGCAUUCCGGGGGAAACACCAUGAAUUUUAGGCUGAAAAGGCGACUGGAACCUUACAGAAAUUCGCUUUCUUAUUUUUGAUUUCCGUUUAUUUUUUUGCGUCUUUUCUUUCUUUUUUUUUUUUUCUUCCUUCCUUUUUUCACCCGGUCUCUGACGCGCAAGGACACUACAGCAUCCAUCCACGGCAGAAACGCUCACACAUAGAGCAUCCUCUGUACAGACGCACCACCAUCCUCCACCUUCCUUCCUUCCUCCCUUCCUCCUACUCCUCCACUCCGGUUCUGUUCUAACCCAGAGGACAUCAGGACGUCUUCAUCUUCUACCCGGAGACAUGGAUCUAUGGUUUCAUUCGAUCCGGAUUUGCUGGUGGAGGGUUCUGUUUCUGAUGAGUAUUUUCCAGGACUAUCUGAGCUCCAUGCUGGACUGCCCACCGACCUGCAGCUGCUCUCAAACAGAGAUCUAUUGCAAUAAGUCCGACAACGGCAGGUUUUUCCCUUUACUGGCCCUGCAAGAUACUGGGAACAAUGGGACCAGUGUUGACAUAGCUGAGUUAUUCAAAAACAUCUCCUCAAUACACAUAGAGAACUGGACAGGAUUGCAGACUCUCAGAGAUGUCGAUAUGGAGCUCUACACUGGACUACAGAGACUAACAAUCAUGAAUUGCAACCUGAAGGUGAUCCAGCCUCGAGCUUUCGCCCAGAACCCACACCUACGCUACAUAAACUUGUCAAAGAACCCUCUCACCACUCUGUCAUGGCAGCUCUUCCAGCACCUCCAACUCUCCGAGCUGCGUCUGGAUGGUGUGGUGUUUGACUGCGGCUGUGAUAUCCGCUGGAUCCAGCUGUGGCAGCAGAGGGGAGAAGCCGGUCUCCACACACAGCAGCUGUACUGCAGGAACGGAGCAUCAGAGAUACGACUGCACAACAUGUACAUCCACAACUGUGACUUGCCAGAGAUCAGUGUGAGCCACAGCAGUGUGUUGGUGACGGAGGGCGACAAUGUGACAGUGAUCUGCAAUGGGACCGGAUCUCCCUUGCCUGAAGUGGACUGGACUGUUAGUGCCCUCCACUCCAUCAACACACACCAGUCUAACGUGUACUGGCCGAACAUCCACUCUAUUAACCUGACUCUCUCUAACAUCAGCCGAGAUGACAACAACUUUCAGCUGACCUGCAUCGCCGAGAAUGUUGUGGGGAUGACCAACUCCUCCAUUCAGCUCAACGUGCAAUUUCCUCCAGUCAUCCUGAGACUUGCUGAACCUGAGCAGCGCCAUGAUACCUGCAUUGAGUUCACAGUCAGGGGUUAUCCCCACCCCAAGCUACGCUGGUUCCACAAGCAAAAGGAGAUAAUCCAGAACAAGUACAUCCGGACUGAAAUGGAUUUUUACCAGGACUAUCUGGAGGGAUGUCUCACCUUUCAAAACCCAACACACAUCAACAACGGCAACUACACUUUGGAAGCCAGCAACCCUCUGGGAACGGUCACUAAGACUGUGUAUGGUCACUUCCUGACGGAACCUGAACCGGGCUUAGUUGAUGAAGAUCUAGUGGAAGUAGAUGGUGAUUCAGGCCGACCAGACGAAGAUACAUUCGGGGUUUCCAUUGCUGUGGGUUUGGCGGGCUUUGCUUGCGUCCUUCUCCUCGUCCUUUUUGUUCUGAUCAACAAAUACGGCCGGCGCUCCAAAUUCGGUAUGAAAGGUCCAGUAGCUGUGAUCAGUGGUGAGGAAGACUCUGCCAGCCCUCUCCACCAUGUCAACCAUGGGAUUAUAACCCCUUGUACUCUGGAUGCAGGUCCAGAUGCAGUUGUCAUAGGAAUGACUCGUAUUCCCGUCGUGGAAAAUCCCCAGUAUUUCAGACACGGACACAACUGCAAUAAGCCAACUACUCUUGUCCAGCAUAUAAAGCGGAGAGACAUCAUCCUGAAGAGGGAGCUGGGAGAAGGAGCGUUUGGCAAAGUUUUCCUGGCAGAGUGUUACAACCUCAGUCCCACCAAGGACAAGAUGCUGGUGGCUGUGAAGACGCUGAAAGAUCCCAACUUGUCUGCAAGAAAGGACUUCCAGAGAGAGGCAGAGCUGCUGACCAACCUGCAGCAUGACCAUAUCGUUAAAUUCUAUGGCGUGUGUGUGGACGGAGACCCUCUGAUCAUGGUUUUCGAAUACAUGAAGCAUGGAGACCUCAACAAAUUCCUCAGAGCGCAUGGCCCAGAUGCCAUGAUCCUGGUAGACGGCCAGCCACUGCAGUCCAACGGAGAGCUGGGCCUUUCCCAGAUGCUGCACAUCGCCACCCAGAUAGCCUCAGGCAUGGUCUACCUGGCCUCCCAGCACUUUGUCCACAGAGAUCUGGCGACUCGCAAUUGCCUGGUGGGCAACGGCCUGCUGGUCAAGAUCGGAGACUUUGGCAUGUCCAGGGACAUUUACAGCAGCGACUACUACAGGGUUGGAGGGCAUACCAUGCUGCCUAUUCGCUGGAUGCCCCCAGAGAGCAUCAUGUACAGGAAGUUCUCCACGGAAAGCGAUGUCUGGAGCUUUGGUGUAAUCUUGUGGGAGAUUUUUACCUAUGGGAAGCAGCCCUGGUUUCAGCUGGGUAACAACGAGGUUAUUGAGUGCAUAACCCAGGGUCGGGUUCUGGAGAGGCCACGGAUUUGUCCUAAGGAGGUGUAUGACAUCAUGCUGGGCUGCUGGCAGAGGGAACCACAGCAGCGACUGAACAUUAAGGAUAUUCAGAAGGUCCUGUUCGCCAUGGGAAAAGCCACGCCAGUCUACCUGGACAUCCUGGGCUAGCAGCGGUCCGGGAUGGCCUGUUCCUCGCCAGACUGACAGAUCGACAGAGACAUACGGACAGACCGACCCACAGAAAUCCAGGAAUAACCAAACCAACCUGCUCCACUGUCGAAAAACACCUACAAGUUUGGGAAGGACUUAAGUGCCUGCAACACUUUUUGGAUAUAGUGGAUAAAACAUAUUCAAAAACACGCACUUUUACAUUUUGUUUACUUGCGUAUAAGAUGUACAGGUUUGAAGAAGACUUUUUUUUUUUCCUUGAAAACUGCAAAAACAUAUAAAAAUGGAGACAAAAGGGAAAGUAAUAUGGACUGUCAAUAGGAAAAUGGCCACAGUUUGAUUAUAUUAUGGAGAGAACACAUCAGAGUUAAAUCUAUCCUGGGUUUGGUUUUAUGAAUAUAUAUAGAAAUAUUACAUAUAUUUUAUAUUUAUUUCUUUUCGUCAAGGUGUUGAAGGGUCCGCCAUGCGUGUUGAUAAGGGCUCGGCCCCGUCCGAAGACAUCACCAACAAACUAUUGGCAGGGACUUGAAGAUGGAAGCCUUACUUGCACUCUGAUUGGCUGCCACUGAGCUCUAACAGGGACUCUGUAGAAUAACACUGGAUGGUUGAAAAGAGAAGUGCUCUAUAGAGGACUACCCAAUCAGACAACCAACAAAUCUAUUUUAAUUUAAAGAUAAUGUACAUAUUGUAAAAUUCUAUGUGUCAAAAUUAUGUUAACUUAUUUUUUGGGAGUUAUUUUAGUUCUUUUCUGACUGUGAUCUGGGUGGCUAAAGUAUAAAGCUAUGGUGUUUGUUUUCAUCUUAAUCUAGAGGAGAUUUCUCUUGGGAAAUUACCUGUGUCAGUAUUGGUAAGUUGUCAAUGUGGUGAUGGUGAAUGGCAGUGAAAAACGGCUCAAUAGCUCGCUGACACCGAAUCACAAAGACUGUGGAGAAUUGCGGGAGAUGACUCAGAGCCAUGCUUCAACAUGACACUUCCCAAAGAGGUGAUGAAACCUCAUAUUCACUCUCCAGUUCAUUUGCUUUUUUAUGGCAAGAAAAAUGCAUUGAUAAGUAAUACUUUACACCACACCCCUCAAACACAUGCACACGCUUUGAGAAACUGAUGUGUCAUUUUCAGGCUUUUUGGUGUGAAACUGCUUUUCCACUCUAACGAAAACAUGGUUUUUAGUUGCUGGUGUGUGCCUAAAGAAAUCUGUAACGUGAAGCAUUCUAGGUCGCCACCAUCAGUUCCCUGUCACUUCCUUCAUUUGCUGAGAAAAGAAACAUUACUGCUUCGUCCUUUGCAUUUUAUUUUAGAGCAACUAAAAGAGAAAAAAAAAAUUAUUGCAAUUUGAUUUUUUUUUUUUUUUAUUAGCUGUAUGUGACUCACUGUCACUGUUUUCUUCCUUGCACCCGUGGCCUUUGCAUGUUUUAGGGAUAAUGAGGUUUUUACACCCACUGCUUUGAUAAAACCUCUUCUUUGACAACCAGAGAGGAGCCACUGAAGCAGGUAGAUACUUGUGUUUAUUUAUUGUUGGUACAUUAAAGAUAAUCUCAGAAGUGGAUCAGCUAAUUGUGUGGUAUUAUGCGUUCCAUUUUUGUGUUUCUUAUAAUGAACUGGAAAACAUGAAGAGUUUCGUUCCAAAAUGUGAUUGAAAAACACAUCUCUCAAAUUUCUGAAUGGCAAAAAAAAAAA